AUGUCUACAAUCCUCCUUCGAAACGCGACCAUUCUCGUCCCGUCCGGCGAUGACGUUGUGCCGCUUCGCAAAAACUCUCUGUUGAUUGAAGGGAACAAGAUCGCCCAGAUCGCGCCCCAGAUUGCACCCCCGUCAGUGGAAACCCAGGUUAUAGACUGCACGGGCAAGAUUGUGUCGCCUGGAUUUAUCGAUACGCAUCAUCACCUGUGGCAGACGCAGCUAAAGGGCCGCCAUGCUAACCACACUUUGUUGGAGUAUAUGCCGACAGGCAAUUUCCAACAUGUCAAUUACACCCCUGAGGAUAUCUUUUGGGGUGAGCUUGCAGGCUGUCUGGAGGCCUUGGAUGCAGGGACCACGACAGUCGUGGAUCAUGCUCAUAUGAACGUGUCCGCCGCUCAUUCAUUCAAUGGCAUUGAGGCCACUGUCUCGUCAGGAAUCAGAUCCGUCUUCUGUUAUACACCUACCCCGACGGUCAAGUCAUGGAAGCCGGAAAUCGAACGAGGCGGAUAUCUUCUUGACGACUGGGUAUUAAACCAGCUGAGCGAUCUAGCUACUGCCGCUCCGUUUGGCGACGGUAGAGUACAGAUUGGACUGGCUUUUGACGGGCUCAUGCUUCCCAAAGAUACAAUAGUAUCAUUGUACGACCGAGCCCGCAAAGCAGGAGUAAAGGUCAUUACCACGCACUACGUUCGGGGCCACUUCAGCGAUAACUCGCUCGUGGACCUCCUCGACAGCUAUGGACUUCUUGGACCUGACAUCCUUCUCUCCCACGCGACCCAUCUCACCGCCACCGAUGCCGAGAAGCUUUCCAAAGCAAAGUCCUGGAUCUCCUCCACCCCGGGCACUGAACUACAAAUGGGACAUGGAUUUCCAGUCUGCUUCCAGGAGGGAUGUAGCGAUAUCAGCUCUCUCGGAAUCGACUGCCAUAGUAGCACCUCCAGCGACAUGGCUACCCAGAUGCGUCUUGCACUGCAGAGCGAACGGGCUCUCCGUAACGAGAAAGUACUCGAUAGCGGCAAGUCUCCUCGUUCCUUGAGCCUUUCCGUACAGGAUGUCUUCCGCCUCGGAACCAUCCAGGGCGCUCGAGCCCUACGCAUGGAAGACCAACUGGGUUCUAUCGAGGUAGGCAAGCUUGCCGAUCUCGUCAUUUUCGAAGGAACAAGUCCGGGAAUGAUCUGCGCGAGCGAACAGGACCCAGUAGCAGCGAUUGUUCUGCACUCGUCGAUCCGUGAUAUUGACACCGUCAUUGUCGAUGGACGGGUAUGCAAGAAAGAUGGAAAGUUGGUUCCUGUGGAGAUUAGCCCGUCUUUCUCGGAAGUCAACGUGCCCAAGCAAAAGGUGGACUGGAGUGGUGUUGCGCAGGAGUUGGUCGCGAGUCGGCAGAGAAUCGAGGAUGCUAUGGAAAAGGCAGAGGCCAAUGACUUUGAAUAUUUGGUUCCUGCAACGAUGAGAAUGAUUCGCAUUGACCCGGGUCGGUUUGUGUAG
Messenger RNA from Aspergillus sclerotioniger CBS 115572, 1485 nucleotides. Its product is annotated as Metallo-dependent hydrolase. Gene Ontology annotation, molecular function: hydrolase activity, acting on carbon-nitrogen (but not peptide) bonds. Lineage: Eukaryota; Fungi; Ascomycota; Eurotiomycetes; Eurotiales; Aspergillaceae. The transcript has 4 exons. Bases 1 to 1485 code for a protein of 494 amino acids. The record is from RefSeq and is a predicted model, not a curated record.